Messenger RNA from Pogona vitticeps (central bearded dragon), 4458 nucleotides. RefSeq names its product leucine rich repeat and sterile alpha motif containing 1 (gene LRSAM1). Gene Ontology annotation, cellular component: cytoplasm. The record is from RefSeq and is a predicted model, not a curated record. NCBI's taxonomy places the organism in Eukaryota, Metazoa, Chordata, Lepidosauria, Squamata, Agamidae. Gene Ontology annotation, molecular function: protein binding.
UCGGGCAGCGGGAGCGGUGGACGCCGUUGGGCGCGGGGGUAGCGCUCGGGCCCACAGAGACGGCGCUGCGGUGCUUCUGGGGUGCCGCCCGUUCGGGAGGGGGCUGGACAGGCGAGCCCAGAAAAAAGCCUGAGGAGAAAGAGAAGAACAGGGAACCGGGACGGGCUAGGCCAUACGGGGCGCCGUAGGGGUCAUUCCCACGGCGGGCGGAGCCUAAGACCGGCUUUUACGUAGAUGGGCGGAGCCUUGCUCUUUCUCCCCCCCGCGCGUCGGAGGCGUGGUUCCAAGGCAGUGGGCGGGGCCUCCCGAGGCCACGCCCCUUCCGCGUUUCUGGGUGGGGCCAGAGAAGGCUGGUGUUGUCCUCCACCUCUCGGGCGCAGUCUACCUGGGCGAUCCAAGCUGCCCUUGGUUUCUCCUCCUCCCUCCCUUCCCAACCAAGGGAGCUUCUGCCAGCAUGACAGGCAGAAAUCCGACCCCUCUCUAGCUCAGCGUAGGCUGCACCUGUUGAAUUUCAGCCUGGAAAUCCUAUUUUUUUUUUCCUUUUAAAAAUCUCAUUUUCAGCCUUAAAUCCAACCCUGCCAUGUGAUGUCCGGUGGGGCUGACUCUCAGUCUUCCCGGUCUGAAUCGGGAUCCAGGAGAAGGACCGGGAGGAAGAUGCUGCCCUUUUUCCGUAAAAGAAAACCCAGCGAUGAGGCCCGCAAACGCUUUGAAUAUCAAAUGUGCCUGGCGAAGGAGGCUGGUGCCGAUGAUAUCCUUGAUAUCUCCAAGUGUGAACUUUCUGAGCUUCCCUACGGCGUCUUUUCAACCUGUAAAGUCCUGCAGAAGAAGGUGCUAAUUGCUCACACCAACGGCCUUUCGGCUCUCGUCCCCAAAUCCUGCAGCCUCCUGAAUCUCGAAACUGUGAAGGUUUUAGAUCUCCAUGAGAACCAGCUCACCUCGCUUCCCGUUGAUCUUGGUCAACUGACCUCUCUCCAGGUUCUGAAUCUCGAAAAGAAUCUCUUGAAGGCACUCCCAGAUUCCAUAGGGAACCUCAUCCAGUUGCAAACCCUAAAUCUGAAAGGCAACAAGCUGAAGGAACUCCCCACCACCGUGGGUGGCCUGCGCAGCCUGCGGACCUUAGACAUCAGCGAAAACUUCGUCCGGGAGCUGCCCUUCGCUUUGGCUCACAUCCGGACUCUGGAGACGCUGACCCUGGAUGCCUCCUCCAUGACAUACCCACCGAGCAAGGUCUGCAACGCCGGGACAGAAGCCAUCCAGAGGUUUCUGUGCGAAGAGGUGGGCAUCGAGUACAACCCUCCCUCCCAGUACCUGCUCCCGGUCUUAGAGAGCGACGGAGGGGAGACGUCGGUGGACGGGGCAGACAAGACGCUGCAGAAGUAUGCGGAGAACGAGGCCCAGUGGCAGAACAAAUUUCUGGAUUACGAGAAGCGGAAGGAGCAGAAGAUGCAAGAGAAACUGGAAUUUGAGCGCUGGCUGGACCAGGAGCAGAGGGAGCAGGCCCAGCUGAUGCACCAGAGCCAUGCGCAGAAAGAGGAGAUCCUGGAGAGCAUGAAGGAGGAGCAGGUGCGGCUGGAGCAGGGCCUGACACGCCACCAGCAACGCCUGGGCGAGGAGCGGGUGAAGCUGCUGGAGCAGGUGAAGGAGAUGGAGCGCGGCGUCACCAGCCGGAUCCAGAAGCUGCUGGAGGAGAAUCAGAGGCAGAAGCAGAGUUCGGAGUUCCUUAAAUCGCUCGAGAACGACAGGAUCCGGAUGGAGCAGCUCAUGGCUAUCACGCAGGAGGAGGCUCAGCAGCUACGUCGGAAGGAAGUGGCUGCGGCCAUGCAGCAGAUGCUCUCGGAGACGUACAAGAACAAGCUCCUCCAGGUGGCUUACGAGUCGCGCCGGCAAGAUUUGGUGAACCAGACUUACUCCAGCCUCGCCAAGAUGGACGAGAAGUUCCAGCAGGUUCUGGCCUGGCAACAGAUGGAUCAGAACAAGGCCAUCAGCCAGAUCUUGCAGGAGAACGAGAUGCAGAAAGCCGCCUUCGAAGCCCUCCAGGUGAAGAGGGACCUCAUGCACUGCCAGAUCAGAAACCAGAUUAAGUUAAUAGAGAGAGAGUUACUGCAUCUCACCCAGCUGGAGAUAAAGAGGCAACAGGUGGACACGGAGGCGUUGCAGGAGGCGAUAGCAGAGCAACGGCGGGCCCUCAGCUACCUGUUGCAGCAGCUGCUGAAGGAGAAGAAGCAACGGGAGGAAGAACUGCUGGAGAUCCUGAGGGAACUGGAAGCCAAGAGUGAGACCAAGCAGGAGAACUAUUGGCUAAUCCAAUACCAACGGCUUUUGAAUCAGAAGCCUCUAUCGCUUCGGUUGCAGGAGGAAGGGCUGGAGCAGCAGCUGGUAAAAUUGCUGACGGAGCUGUCAGCCAAUCAGUACCUCCCCAUUUUCGCUCAUCACCGGAUCUCACUCGAAAUGCUCAGUUCCAUGACCCCCAGCGAGUUGGCAAAGAUCGGAAUAGCUGAAACCGGCCUGCAACACGCAAUCCUCCGGAAGGCCCGGGAAAUCCACGCUGUCGCUCAGACCAUACCAGAACUGUUGAAGCCCACGGAAGAGGCCGAGCCGUCCAGCAAAGAGCCCCCCCAGGCCGAAGCCCCCUCGGCCCCGCCGCUGGAAGAGCAGCUUUACGAGUGUGUGGUCUGCAUGGAGCUCCAGGCUCAGGUGGUCUUUCUGAAUUGCGGCCACGUCUGCUGCUGCCAGACUUGCUCCGACGCGCUCAGCACCUGCCCGCUGUGCCGGAAGGACAUCGUCCACCGGAUUCGCCUUUACCACAGCGGGUAGCCGGGGGACGAAGCAGCCGCCCUUCCCGGGGAGGGCUUGACGCCCCCCCCGCCUGGAGUUUUAUUUUUGCACUACCUCCUUAAUCGUUUGUCCGUCUUCCCGUUUUGUUGCGUGCUCGUCCGGCAUUGCCGCUCUGCAUCUUCCUUUCCCCCCUGGAGACCAAUGGGAGUCCAUGGGCUGCCUCCUGCCGCCGGCAUCUCCCGCUUAAAGCCAAGGUGUGCGUCCGUGUGCCCGGAAGGACGAGGACUUGGGCUGAAGGGUCGGGAGGAAAAAGCUCUCUGAAUCGCUAAAGACGGCCAUACAUUUCGGGGGAAUCCCCAGAGAAUCAUUCUGUCACAAGGUUUUAGAAUAAAUGCGCAAGCAAACCCCCAGCCUCUUGGCUGGAAAGGCUCUCUCUCUCUCUCUCUCUGCUGGCUCCGGAGGUUCCUGCAACCUCUCGUUCAAACCCAUUGGAGGAAGCGCUGCAAGGCGCGGUUCUGCGCCCGAGAGAGAGGAAUUGGGGCCAAAGUGACGGCUUAGCCCCCAACCCCUUCUCCCCGACCAAACGCUGGAAUCUGGGUGGGGAAGGCAAAGUCAAAGCCUGACUGGUCGAAGGCCGGCCCGCCACCCCCAGGUAUAGUCUAGGUAUGCCCAGGGACGCAUGGUUAAUAGCCUCUCUUGGUUAAUUAGUCAGUAAUUGGCCUUUUAUGCUGCCAAGCCAGACACCUUCCUUCGGGGGCGUGUGAGUCAGCCGGCGACUGUUCAGGCCUGGCAGAUUUAUGGCUCGAAAAGAGUCAACAGGAGCAAAGACCAGCCCUGGUGGAGGGAUGCUCAGCCUCCGCCUUGAGCAAAGCCGUCCUCGAGAUGGUCAACAUUGGCGUGCCUUCUGGGGGUUUUCUCGGGCCUGGGCGGCCCCCCGGGGGUGACCACCGCCCGGCUCCCCUACGCCUACCCUCCCCUUGGCCAAAAAUAAUCAAAUUUGGCCACACCGGGGCCACCCUUUUCUCAGUUCAAGCUCUGUGAAUCGCGGAACGUUAUCGGCUGCUGUUAGUCUGAGAUCUGUUAGCCCCACAAGGUAUUUUUCGAUGCUUCACUCCCUCCCCCCUUCCUCCCCAGGCUGUAGGUGUCCUUUCAAGGGCCUGCAGAAGUGCUGGAUUCGAAUCCCUUGCCCCCCCGCACCCUGACGGCCAAAUGCUUUUGCUGUAGCCAUCGCUCGCUCGUGCCAAGCACGACACAUCUCAUAGGACGGUCUUGUGUGUCCCCCCACUGCCGCCGCCCUUCCUAUAUCCCGAAACUGAGGACGUUUUAAUUCUGCACUAUCUGAGGAGUGGGAGUUGUAGUUUUCCAGGAGGUGCAGAGAAGUCCCUGAUCUUGCCUAUCUGGAAACUACAAUUCCCAAGUUCCACGAGGAAGAAAGGAGGCCAGGCGAGUUGAGCCCAAUCCAGGCCUUUACAAUGUCUCCUGCUCCUCACAGCUUCGCCCUGGCCCCCAGGGGGUUCCGUGACGGGGGAAGCAGGCUGCCCCUUUUAAGCCUCACCGAGUAGCAGAAGCUCGUUCGUCGGGAGCAGCAAUACUGCUGUCACGUCCCUGCAUGAAUAUCUCAUUUUCCGCUCUGAUGUUGUCUCCUGUAUUCUGCAGAGAAAUAAAACUGGAUACCACACUUGG